Molecule: messenger RNA, 614 nt
Organism: Xenia sp. Carnegie-2017
Lineage: Eukaryota; Metazoa; Cnidaria; Anthozoa; Malacalcyonacea; Xeniidae
Product: P2X purinoceptor 7-like
Exons: 3
Coding region: 33-614 (193 amino acids)
Source: RefSeq, a predicted model, not a curated record
AACCUCGGCCUAAUUCACCAAUCGAUAGUGAAAUGGAAGACAAUCCAACAAACAAUAUUCGGCCAUAUCAGUUUGAGCCCGAAUGGCCGGCUGAUGAACACGAAGAAGCUCACCAGUUUGAGGAUAACGAAGAACAGGGAAUUGUGUAUAUUGACGAUGAAUCUCGGCGCGACAAUCUUGAAUGGUGUCAAUGUGGUAACUGCCAAAUAAUGGAUAAUAACGAGGAAUGUUUAUGCUGCAAAGAGAUUUCCAAUAUUUGUGACAAAAAUUUAGAGGCAGUAGAAACGAAUGAGACCACCGAAGUCCCUUUGUGCAUUACACAACAUCCUGGUUUUGAGCCUGUUUGUCUUAACAGGUGGGUUUUACAAACAGCUUGGUACCAGUACAAGCAGCAAUAUGAGGUAGCAUAUGAUGGGCCAGAGGACAAACUGUACCGCCAUAUUGCAUAUAGACAGUUGGCAAGAUGGUGCUGGGGUGUCUUGGGUAGAGAAGUGAGAGUCAUCUUGCCAUCAUGUGCAGUUACUGCAUUAGAGAAACAUUUCCUCCACCUGGCCUUGCAGAGGAAUUUCAAUUUGAAGGUAUAUACCCAUUAUUACUUUGUAUGUCAAUAUUAA